This is a messenger RNA of Bolinopsis microptera, 994 nucleotides long. Its product is annotated as proteoglycan 4-like. The transcript is spliced from 6 exons. The coding region runs from base 20 to 994 and encodes 324 amino acids. The record is from RefSeq and is a predicted model, not a curated record. Lineage: Eukaryota; Metazoa; Ctenophora; Tentaculata; Lobata; Bolinopsidae.
CCCCUCGCUUCCUGUUUCAAUGAGUUGGACGAUUUUACUGGUUCUGACGUCAUGCUAUUCUCUCCUAGGGGAAGGUGCGAGUUGGAGCUGGAAUGAUUUCUGGCUAAAUGUAGGAAAGACAGGUCAGGAGAAGGGAGGCGAUGAUUAUGUUGACUGGUUGGGUGACAGUUUCACCAGUAGUUUCUCAAGCAGCUCUAACUCCUGGUACUGGAGUACUACACCUACUGAAUAUCAUACCUGUCCGCCUGACUACCCCUGGGUCUUCUACUCUGGUCGGUACUGCUGCAAGCACAUAUACGAGAAGUUUGAGUCCUUGUUCGAUAGGAGUUGUGAUGGGGGUCCGCUCACUAUAUCCAGCAAGUGCUGCCAGGAUGAUGAUUACGUAGUGUGUGAUACCAGACCUUGCACUGAUUACUCGGCAGAAACAACAGAGCCAGCUGGUACGAGCACAUCUUAUAAAGAUCCUUCUUCAAGCCCACCUACAAGUCCUACAAUCUCUACAAUAACCAGCCGCAGCCCGACAGCAUCUUCACCUUCUACCGACUGGGACACCCCACCAAUAGAUGAUACAAAGACCUACAAGAUGGAGGAGGAUGAGGACAGUGAAGACAUUGAGAAGGCAGUAACAGCAUAUUACUCUGACUAUAGUGGAUGGUGGGAUUGGGACGAUUAUUUGGUCACACGCCCACCACCCCAUCCACCUCUUCCACCCCAUCCACCGAUACCUCCCCCAACUGACGUGGAGAUCUACGAACAGGAACUCGUAGAUAUAGUAUGUAUGUUCCUGUCUACCUUUGGAGAUAUCUGCGAUCCUCAGUCUCAACAAAAUCCAAAACCACUCACCGAGCUGAGCGACCCUUAUUACGAUCCUUUCUACGAUUCUUACUACGAUCCUUGGCUUUACGAUCCUUACUACUCGUACGAUCCUUACUACUACCCACAUACGGACUCUAUGGACGACACUGGUAUGUACAUUAAUGCAAUAAUGGGCUAA